AUGACAGCCCAGGUCCGUGACGGAGACUGCCGAAGUGUCCUGGACGUCGCCAGGACCCUGGCGCACCUGGCGUCGGCGACUGUCCCCGUCCUCGCCGCCCUCCUGCCGCUGGCGCUCCGCGCGGAGAGCUUGGCGAUGCUCUUCUGCAUGUGCGCGUGGGUGGUAAUCUGGUUCGGCUUCGUGCGGGUCGUCGGAAACUGCUCGCGGGGGUACCUGGCAGAGCAGCCGGCGAGGCGCAAAGCCAUCGCUGCGUUCGGAGGAGCCCUCCUGAUCUUCUUCGUGCUUCUUGGAGCCAGGCAAAGCCACGUCUUCCGGACGGCAGUCUUGAAGGUAGGGGGGAAGGCGAACAACCUGCAGCACAGCGGGUCGACGAGCGCCUUCGCGGCCAACGCCACUGCCGCCAACGCCAGCCUGGUCCAGGUGACCGACAGCGCCGUUGUCGCGGCCUGCAAGACGACAAACGUGCUCUGGUCGCGCAGCUUCGGCGCCUCUUUCAGGGAGUGGUGGGCGAAGUGGACGCCGGUCGCGGCAUCUGCGGCGGUCGGCGCCGCGAUCACCGCGCCUGCGUGCUUGGGCGCCAUGUGGGUGGCGACGAAGCCCGGCUUCCGAGAGAAAGACUGGGCUCUCCUGCUCGACGGGGCCACAUACGCGGGGAUGGCGGUCUUCCUGGCGACGCUGGCGGGAACGCACGAAGUCCAAAGCCACAUGCCCCUCCAGGCGCAGGGGUUCCUUGAGCUCAUCGAACCCCUCGUCUCCUACAGCCAGCUGUUUCUGCUCGUGACCAUCCCGCUCACCGUCGCGAUGCAGGGCCUGCAUUGGCGUUUCUACUGGCAGCGCGUUUGGCAAGGCACGACCAGUAACGAAGUCGACCUGCUCCACGAGGCAGAGAGCGCCGUUGCCAUCAAAGCAGAACAAUGGGAUGACCUCGUGCGCAAGGUCUCCGGCACGAAGCAGAAGAUGCUGCAUGUGAAAGCUCCGCUGCAGGGUCUGGACUUCAUGGAAAAGGUGGCGGCGUACCCUCAGACGUUGCGGAUGUCGAUCCAGUCGUCGAGUGGGCUCCUUGACGGGUUCAGCCACCUUGCCAGUGUCACUGACAACGACGAGGUCAUGUCACUACCAAUGGUCGACUGUAUGGGGCCAGGACCGCUGAGUAAGAUAGCAGUAGUGGCCAUGUUCUCGCACAUCUGCCGGGCGCUCCUCCUCCUGUGGAUCUGGAUGGCAGGCCGUACCCCCGGUCUUGGGGAGGACUACAUCGAGUACCACACGUACCACCAUCUGGGCGCGGAUGUGCAGGACGCAAACACAAUUCUGCUACGUAACAUGACGCAUUCCGCGGGUCGGCCAGCUGACCUGACCGCCACCGGUGUGAUGCAGAGUUUGCUGCAGACAUAUGCUGCAGACGGAGGGAGGAUCUUGGGGAGGUGGUGGGCAUCUUUGUCGUGGCUGUACGUGCAUGUCCUGCUCGUGAAUGGCACCCUGGCCGUCCUCAUGGGGGCCGUGUGUUGGCAGACGGGUCUCUUCAAGGCCUUGGACGCGCUCCUACAUGCAGGGGUGCUCUUCGUGCAAGCAGACGCUCAGUGCCGCAAGAUCAUCAUCUGUCGAGACGUGAUCCAUCUUUCGCUGGGUGCCGAGAUCUCCACGCUCUUUACCCUGGUGCUGCCUGUCCUGCGUUACCUCAGGAACGCAAACUUCCUCCGCAAUGAUCUUCAGCUUGACAUGCACAAGGGCAUGCUCCACGUUCUUCUGAGCGGCUCACUCGGCUGCAUGCUGCCGGGCUCCGCGCACGUGCUGGCCGUGUCGGGAGCCAACAUCCAGGACUCGAUGCAGUACGACUCGGUGCUGUGGGACAGGGCCAUCAUGUCAUCGCUGCUGUCGGCGUCAGUGUCAUGCUUUGCCCUGUUUGUCGCAUGCCAUGACAGGCGCAUGGACAUCAUCGUCUUUGUUUUUCAACUCUUCGUCGUUCAACUCAAGGGCGCCGUGGACGCAAGAACGCUGCGGUUGAUGCGCAUCGGAGCGAUCGUCGACGAGCUCUCUUGGUGGAAGAACCAGAAGGAAGUCAAGGCUAGCCUGGUCAAGGACUUUCACCAGGAUGAGAAGCCAACGAUUGAGUGGAAGAUUGAGUGGAAACGGAGGUUGGGCGUGACGCAAGACGGUCCUCCACGCGCCUCCCGCAGCAAGACGAAGAGCAAGGUCCUCCACGCGCCCCUCGCCAACUCCCCGCGCCUCCCGCAGCAAGACGCAGAGCAAGCUGGCCCACGCCCCUGGUGGGACUGUUGCGAGUGUACGGGGGAGGAGCGGGAAGGCCACCCCGAGUGGGAGAGCUGCUGGCGCGUCGAAGCUCGGAUGCAUCGGUUGCUGAACGAGAAGCUGAACGAAAAGCUUGGACGCUUCGAUGAUUAUCUGUGCUUCGACGUGAUAGUCCAUAAGAGGAUCUGGUGCCUAUGGACCUUGGAGGUCGUGUACAGGUUCUCGCUGUCCGGCGACGACAGCGGCGGCGAAAGGGAGUUCGUGGGCAAGCAAGUCUUCUCGGGCGAGUCCAGUGGCGACGCCCAUCCAUCCUCCGUGAGCUUGGUGCUGCCCGGAGAGGAGCGCCGUUGGGGACGGCCGUACUGGCGCGGGAAUCUGCUUGCCGUCGCUCCUGAUAAUGAGCUCUUGUCCCAGGUCCGCUUGAAAGUGAAAAGGGAAUCGAACGUGAAACUGGAGGUGUCCCAGGUCCGCUUGAACGUGCACGCCUGCACCAUGCGCCCGGAGACGCCGACGCGGGGAGAGUGGUUCAAGCAGAUGACCCCAUCAUGUCUGAAGACGGAGGCGUGCACCAUGGAGGGGGAUGCAGAAUAUCAGCUCAUGGGCCAGAGGGAGAGGAAGGAGCCGGGAUGGGACAAGAUGUCGCCUCUGGAGCUGCACGCAAGACUGUGGCCGCACGUGCAGGAGAGCAACGAGAGUAGUUGCAGCGACGGGUCCGCGCUGGGUCAGGCCCCUGGGCCCGUGGACGUGACCAUUGACACGAAGUUUGAUCUUUCGGCCUGUCUCUAUCAGUCGGACGGCGCCAACGCGAAUCCGUGUUCUUCGGGCUCUUCGUCUCUGGUCACAUCGGAUCGCGAGGACUCUGCGGAGCGGCUACCGCCCACGGAGGGGCCUGAGCGCGGUGCCGGGCAGGAGCCUCUGCUUUCCCCGUGA
This is a messenger RNA of Prorocentrum cordatum, 3177 nucleotides long. The record is from the annotation of a GenBank genome assembly. Lineage: Eukaryota; Dinophyceae; Prorocentrales; Prorocentraceae.